ACAUUUUAGUGAUCCAACAGGUCCCACUCAGGCCCGCAUUCAUGAUUUUCGAUGGAAGUGCGUUUGCGAGCGAAGUGAUCCAUAGACUUGAAUCACUGGCCUCUCCCUGUAGUGUAGGGUCUGGAGGCGGAGGACAAUUCUCCGAAGGCUAGCCUUUUAAGAACAUUCUGCUGGAAAAAAUUUUUGGAUACGACGUCCCGUUAUGGAGUUAUGAUUUUUUAAUAAUAUGAUGUCAGAAAAUCAGCCCAAGAGCUUAUCUAUUUCUGUUGGUUACGCACCGCUGAUUCGCAAUGUUUGUCAUCGCUUCAAGAUGUCUACCCGAUUCGUGGAAAAAGCCACGUCCGUCAACAAAAUAGGUCUAAACGAGUGAAAAUGUAAAAUGAGUGAAUCUGUUUCUCCAUCCUUUGAAAUUGUGUACCAAACUAAACAUGCACUGUUGUAUGAAGAAUGUCCUAAAAUAACCCACAGCGAACUCAAAUCCAGUUCUCAGCUCCAACGUCUUGGCAACUUCUUGACAACUUUUCGUGUAGGAUUUUCAUCAAAACGUAAUGUUCCAUCAUUUGAUGAAAUCCGAGAAGAGUGGUGCUUACAGCGCUUUCGGUAUUCUCCAUGGAUAAGACCGUUGAAAAUAAAAGACGUUUAUGGCCAGGGAAGCGGUGAUUAUCACCAUCCAGACGUGCAAGUCGAGGCGUUUUAUCUCGGAUGUAUGUUUGAUAGGGGCACGUUCAUUUGUGAAUAUGAACACAACAUUGAUGGCAUUUUUGCCUCAUUUGAACAUGAUUCAAAGAGACUCACCGUGGAUUUCUGUUUCAACCGUUCAAGUUAUACUUAUCCGCACAGAUUUGUUUACGAGUAUCAAGACUUAUUUGAUAAGAUUUUAAUAGAUUACAAACACGAUACGCAGAAACUAUAUUUCUUUGUUAAAGUACCCCCUCGCGUUCGUCGUGCUGACAAAUAUGUGGUGGAUGACGACACAAAAUGGAUUCGUACAACCAAGUUUAGAGGCUGUGACCCAUGUAUUAUCGGCGAGUCCUCGGUAAUUUGUUUGGAAUUCGAUCAAAAAUUAGAAGAAGACCUGAACGAAGUCAUUAGACUUUUCGAAACUUCAGGCACAUUUAAAGUACACUAUGCACAUGUCGAUUGCAAAGAAGCAUCUGCCAGUUGUCCUGAAUUGGAAUUCUCUAAAUACGGUACUGUAUAUGCGCUUGAGUCAUUUUUCUCACUCGGAACGAUAUCAACACUUAGAAGUGAUGAAUUAAUACGCCACAUUCAAGUAGUUAAGAAAGAAACCGACGAAGAAUCAUUACAGAGAGCACUAUAUUCGUUAAGUAGACAACUUGAAAAUGACCAUUUCAUUGAUCUUAAAGAAGCCUUUGUCUUUCUUCUAAAGGAAGAAAAGAAGAAAACCAAAGAAGAAGUUCCAGGCAAUUGUAUGUACGUUCGUCGUAUCUACUGCACUCCGACAAGGCUCAUAAUUGAACAGCCAGAAUUAAUGUUCAGCAAUAGGAUACUGAGACAGUACGGCGAAGAAUUCUGUGCUCGAAUCGUAUUCCGAGACGAAAAUUAUCGAAAGCUAAAUGGCAUGGAAGCGAAUAGUUCUACUGAUAUAGCCGAGCGGAUCAUUGAAGUUUUGUCGAAAGGUGUACAAAUUGGUGGCCGAUGCUACAGAUUCCUUGCGUGUUCUAAUAGUCAGCUGCGUGAUCAUGGGUGUUGGCUAUACGCAGAAGACGAUAAUGGUAACAUAGGAGAGACAAUACGUAAAAACAUGGGUGACUUUCGCAAAAUAAAUAUAGUUGCCAAGUACAUUUCUCGAAUGGGACAAUGUUUUUCAACUUCAGAAUCCGCGUUAAAGGUCGAAGUUGAAUCAGGUCAAGUCGAAUUUGAAUAUGAUAUUGAAGGUGGUCUUGACAGGGAAUUUAAACCAUAUUGUUUUUCUGAUGGAAUUGGGAAAAUUUCUAAAGCUUUACGGAACAAAGUGUGCACAAAGUUAAACAUCAAGGCAGAGCCAUCGGCCUUUCAAAUCCGCUAUGGAGGAUGUAAAGGAGUUCUUGCAGUGGAUCCGACACUUUCUGGUGAGAAAAUGGUAAUACGUAAAAGUAUGCGUAAGUUCGAAAGCGAUGAUUGCGACUUGGAAAUCAUGACGGAGUCAAAACCAGGCCGAUUGUUUUUGAACUAUCAAGCGAUCACAUUACUUUCUGGAAGAGGCGUACCUGAGGAAGUAUUUAUUCAACUGCAAGAAACCAUGCUAUAUCGUCUGGCUAAUAUGCUGUUCGAUGAAAGUCAAUCAGCUUUGUCAUUGAAUAAGUCUGUACGCAAUGGUAUGGCGUUCAACAUGAUUUCACAAAGCGGUAUUUCACUGACCCAAGAGCCAUUCUUUAAAGGAAUGCUAAAGGCACUUUAUAAACACUCUGUGGGUCAUCUGAAAAGAAAAGCUCGCAUAGAAAUUCCUGAAGAAUUUGGAAGAAACAUGAUCGGUACUCUUGAUGAAACAGCAACACUGCAGUAUGGUCAAGUCUUUGUACAAUACUCGAAGGACAUACUUGCUCCUCAGAAAGAAACUAUUAUUCACAAAGGUCCUGUUGUGAUCACAAAGUUCCCAGCCCUUCACCCAGGAGACAUUAGAAAGUUGGAGGCCGUUGAUGUUCCAUCUUUGCAUCACAUGAUAGAUUGUGUUGUCUUUCCACAGACAGGUUUCAGACCUCAUCCUGACGAGAUGGCAGGCUCUGAUUUAGAUGGAGAUGAGUACUUUGUAACAUGGAUGCCACAAUUAUUGAUCCAGAAAAAUGUCCCUCCUAUGCAUUUUCCAUCUUCUCCACCUACAAUACAUUAUGGUGAAAUAAAAGAGAAAGAUAUGAUACAGUACAUAUCAGAUUACAUUAAGAAUGAUAGGGUAGGAGUAAUUGCCAAUGCCCAUCUGACAUUUGCCGAUUCUGAAACAGAUGGAAUAUUUUCGGAUGUUUGCAACGAACUUGCCAAGAAGUUUUCCAAAGCUAUAGACUUUCCUAAGACAGGAUCCUGUCCAGAGUUAGAAAAAAACGAACACCCAAAAAAGUAUCCUCAUUUUAUGAACAAACGAGACAAAACAGUCUAUAUAUCUGAAAAGUCAUUGGGGCAGCUUUACACACAGUGUCGAAAUGUUGAAUCAAUCACAUGGCAGCAAGAUGGUAGAGAUCAGUAUAAAGGUACGCAAAAAGACCCGCACCUGUUGUAUCCAGGAUAUGAAGAUUACAUUGAAGAAGCUGAGAAGACACGGGAUGAAUACAACCACGAUCUCAUGACAAUCAUGACACAGUAUGGCAUUGAGAAUGAAAGUGAGAUAAUGUCUGGCUGUUUAAUCACUCUCAGCAGGCGCAUUACAGAACGAAACGAACGAUUCGAUACAGAGAGGCUAGUGGCUGAAAAAGUUAGAACUCUUCGUAGAAAAUACAGGGAAAAGUUUGAAUCAGAAUUUGAUCAACAAGGAAUAUUUAGCAAGGAAGAGAUCGACUGUAAGCGAUAUGCCAAAGCCACAGCCUGGUAUUGUGUGACGUACAAAAUCAAAGACCCGGAACUCCUGAGCUUCCCCUGGGUUAUGUCUGAUGUCGUGGCACAACUGAAGAAAUUACGUUCAAAUCGACCAUUAGAUAAGAAUCCUGUAUUUGGUAGAUUAUCUAAUGAGAUAAACAUGUAUUCUAAUGGGCAAUAUAUGCGCAUCAUUAAACCAAACUAUUUUCAAGUACAACACAGACAGCUUAAUAAAGUAAAAGACAUCCUGGUAGAAUGGGAUCGUAUGCUAUACCCGGGAACAAAUGAUGUUAAGAGAACUAUCGCAUUGGUUGAACAUUUUGAAUACUUUGUUUCCAGUAAAUAUGGAUAUUCUCCACCUCCAGAGCCUUCGGUAAUUUUUUUAGAUUUUUUGGCAUGCCUGGGCAGUUUCAAGUCGAAAACAUCAGGUAAUCGUCCAGACCGAGGUCCAAUCUACAAGAUUUCUAACCAAAAUAUUCAACGAUAUUGCAGAGAAGCUGAAAGAAGCUAUCAUAAGUUGGCAGUGUUCGGAACGUUAAAUUGCCUUUUUGGCCGUGACUACCAUGAGCAAAAUUAUGAGCACCAGUUUAAUGUUGGUCCAAUUAAGUCGGAACAUAGAAAAACCUUAAAACGGUGCGUACGUGUGGUGAAACGUUCAAUGGACAUUUUUCUUUGGUAUCGAUCACAGAGAAAAGGACGAUUAGAAUUUUGGUACCUCACAUUCUUCGGAUCAUACCAGCAGUUUCUGGAAGUCGACAAAAUCGUAGAUGCAUGGGGCCGUCACCAGUUCAUCACUUCGGCGCCUACCUAAGAGGUAAUUUGACUUCGAUAAUUUUUGUUUUAAUCAAGCCAAAAAAGUUGGGGAGGUGUGGGGAGAGAAUUCUGAAAAGUAGAGAUCCUGAAGCAGUUCGAUUGGUUACUUAAGUGGGAUAGGACAGAUGUAAACAUUAAGGCGAAUGCUAUAUAUUUUUCCAAACUUGCCAAUGUCCAUCUUUGCUUACAUGAAACACAAUAAAACAUCCCGUUUGAGUAGACUCCGAAAUACACAGAGCUGUUCCUAUAAGCCUAGGGUCAGGAGCGGGCCCCGGAACUCUGUUAUUCUAGUUUUUUUGAAGAGGAAUGAUUGAACAUAAUUUUUGGACAUCAUUAAAAUUUAGUUUUUCUUUGGUUUGUGUGUUAGGUUAAUGACGUUUUUCUUCAAACAUUCUUUGAUAUAAAGGAGAUACGUGGCCAGGCGCUGAUCCAGAGUUUACCCUGACCAUAGAGAAAAUAGAACACACAUUGAAUAUUGCACAAGUGGGGUCCCACGGUGGGAGGGGCUAGCGGUGACUCCAGAAAUGGCUAUUAACUUUGAAAAUAUAUGUAUUUGAAUACUACUUUCAUUCAUUUUCUGAGGAUAAGCCCAGGUUUGAUGAAUUACUAGGAAUCUAUAAAAUGCAUUACAUUGAUCCGUCUAUUGCGUGAAUACGCCAGUCCUCUAUGGUGGCAUACGUCUAUCAAAAAGAAAGUCUGAUGAGCUUGUAUUCAUUCGAAACAAGCAGUAAAAACCCUCAUUGGUUACCAAAACGCUAUGCCAGAUACGUCAGCUUAUUCUCAAUGAUGUUUGCAAAUGUUGUCGAAUUUACUCAAUCUGCAUUACAAGCUAUGCAUUAGUUAGCACUUUUCGAACCCAGAGACUUGCCAACUACUUACUGUGCAUACAAAAUUCGACUGUUUUUAAAGCAACAUUCCGAUAAUUGAAUAUUACAUAUAUUUGUAUAACAAUAUAUUUCCUAUUUCUGUACAGCUAUUAUUGUUAAUUAAUGACCUAUUUUCUGUGAUAUUUUUAAUUAGUUGAAUAGUCAUUGAAUGAUUGUAAAUAACUAUUUAAUAUCAUUGUUGUACAUUGUAAAUAACUGAAUGAUAUACAUAAUAAUUUUAAUAAAUGAAUAAAAUAAAACAAAAUAUAUUCAAAUAAUAAUAAUAAUAAUAAUAAUACUAUCUGUAAGCAUUUUUAUAAUGAUUCGUAUAUGUAUACAGUAGAGGUUUUUCGAUUUAUGUAUUUAAGUGCUGUACGUGUGUUUGCACUGUAAGAGCAAUUACUUUCAGCCCUUAUAUUUUGAAGAAUUUGAAUCCUGUAAGUAAAUAAAAUAAAAUGGCAUUUUAAAGCAACAUUCCGAUAAUUGAAUAUUACAUAUAUUUGUAUAACAAUAUAUUUCCUCUUUCUGUACAGCUAUUAUUGUUAAUUAAUGACCUAUUUUCUGUGAUAUUUUUAAUUAGUUGAAUAGUCAUUGAAUGAUUGUAAAUAACUAUAUAUUAUCAUUGUUGUACAUUGUAAAUAACUGAAUGAUAUACAUAAUAAUUAUAAUAAAUGAAUAAAAUAAAACAAAAUAUAUUCAAAUAAUAAUAAUAAUAAUAAUAAUACUAUCUGUAAGCAUUUUUAUAAUGAUUCGUAUAUGUAUACAGUAGAGGUUUUUCGAUUUAUGUAUUUAAGUGCUGUACGUGUGUUUGUACUGUAAGAGCAAUUAUUUUCAGCCCUUAUAUUUUGAAGAAUUUGAAUCCUGUAUUGUCAUAAGACAGGAGAAAACAAAUGUAUAGAUGAUGCGCGCUGUGUGUUUGGUAGUUACAGUUCAGAUUUACUUUAUUCCAUUUAUCAUGAUUCAGUAAGUAAAAUACUUUAGUAAAAGUAAACAUAAAAAUAGAACUAUAAAUGGAAAGGUUCCAAGGCAAGCAUAAGCAAACACAAAAACUCGAAAUAAAAAGACAAAAUAUAUAUAUUAUAUUAAGAAAAUAAAAGAAAAAUCAUAAAAACAAAUAAUUCAUUACAUUUCAUGAUAGCAACUUUGGCAUAAACAAGCACCUAGUAUUGAUAAGCUACAAAAUUAGAUCCCUUUUAUUGUAUUAGGAAAGAAUGUUAUGCUUUACAAUGAAAGUAGGUUAAUUUAAAGCAGGAUACGAUCACUUCUCAACUCAAUGUCAAGAUGUAUAAUUAUGACCAAUUGUAGAUACAUGCUGUUUUUACCAUGGGAAUGACAAAGAUACGCAUUUCAUGUUGUCAUGUAGGAAACUUACUUGUAAGUGCUAAAAACAAACUUGCAUCCCGUUCUGGUCUUAAUGGCCUUUUACGGUUAAGGUACGUUUACAUUUUGAUUUCUAGAUUCCAACUUACUAACAAUUCUAAAAAUGACUGGUAUUGACUGAUCACUUCAGAAUAUGGAUCCCUGAACCCCACCCCCUCCAAUCGACAAAGUUGCUACACUACUGUAAUCAUUAUGUAUUUCCAUGUUGUUGACCCAAUAGAUUUGCCACUUGAUUUGACAAUUCUUUUUAAAGAAAUAUUCCAAUUUAAUAUAUAUUGUAUGUGUUUUUUUUUUUUUUUCAUACUUCUAUAAAGCUUUCAUUGUUAAUGAGCGGCCUAUAUUCAGAGAUAUUUUAUUGAUUGUUUUGUAAUUAGUUGAACAGUUAAAUGUAACUUAGUCUAUUAUUUUUUAAUAAUUAAUUAAAUAAAAUAAAACAGUAAUAUUCAAUUUUUAAUAUCUGUAAUUAUUUUAUUAAUGAUUUUUUUUAUAUAUAUACUUUUUCGAUUUAUGUAAUUUUAUACCGAUUAAUGUAAAUAGUUUGAUUUAAUGCAAUACCGGUGUGACACUUUGCAGAUCCCAACUCUGUUUUUAGUUGAAGUAGUUUAAGUAAAAAUUAUUUAUUUCUUCUUGUAGUUAUAAUGUGCAUUUAAGCUUUUCUCUGCGCAAUGCGUUACAUAUGAUUGGCAUUAUUAUUAUUAAUGAAGAAUGUACUGAAACUGUUGUAAAAAUUAGGCAUAUGUGUAGGCCUAUUUGUUACAGUUACAGUGCAAUACAAUUUUUUUUUCCAGUUCAGUACCAAUUUAUUUAGUAAGUAAAAUACAUUUAUGAAGUAAAAGUAAUCUUAAGUGAUACAUGGAAGGUUAUCCACUGUUCAAUAUUUUAUUCAGUAAGUAAAAUACAUUUAUAAAAUAAAAGUAAUCAAUAUUUUAUUUUACCUUUCUGCAUAACUUUGUUCUUUAUGUCCAAUAUUAGUUUAAAAUGGGUUUUUAAAUAGUAAAUAUAACAUUCAUAUAUAGGAAUAUCGGUUAUUUUAGUGAAUGCCCAAUGCUUAAUUAGAUGUGAGCAUAGCUGGUGGUGUUGGAACCAUAUUGAUGACAUCCCGGCCUCUGAACGUGUACUUGAUUCAAGUAAAGACUUUACUUCUUCUCUGGACAUCCAUCUUGCAUCUUCCAAUUCCUUCUCAUCUAAGUUCAACUGAUAAUUUAAAAAAAUAUAAACAUGAAUUUGAUUAACAACCAAAUGGAAUUUAUCUAAUUCAUUGUCAAACCCCCAAAAAAGCUUAAAAUCUUGUUAGCCACUAUGUAUGUUAUAUAUCAUUAUGACAAGUACCAGUAUUCAGUCGUAUAGAAUAGGAGGUGGUACAACUCAUGAGGUUGCAUUCAACAGUCAAACGAACACCAUUACAGGGCAUCCUCAUACAAAUCUGAAAUGUAUUCUUUACAUGCCGCAUAUGUUAGAUACAAAUGACUUGUGUUUAUGGAUGUGCUUUUGAAAGACGCCCUCUAAGUUAUGGGGGUACAUUUUCGAGAGAAUAGAGUAUUUCAAAGAAAAGCUGAGAGCUGAACCUCUUAGAAUUCUGUACUCAUUGAGUACACUCGAUUUCUAAAUACAUGUCGCAAUCAAAACUACUGUAAUUUAAAUUGUGUUAAAAUAAAAAAAAAUUCUUGGUAUGAAUUGUGUACUUCACAUCAUAAAGAAUCAGUUUUUGAAGGUGUUUAAUUUGUGCUUUCCAUUUUCUGUGACUAGCACUAACAGAGCUUUAGAAUAAAGAUAGUAAAACCAUAAAAAUAAAAUCAUGUUAAAAACUGUA
Molecule: messenger RNA, 8373 nt
Organism: Anneissia japonica
Lineage: Eukaryota; Metazoa; Echinodermata; Crinoidea; Comatulida; Comatulidae
Product: probable RNA-dependent RNA polymerase 1
Exons: 7
Coding region: 380-4315 (1311 amino acids)
Biological process (GO): siRNA processing
Cellular component (GO): nuclear RNA-directed RNA polymerase complex
Molecular function (GO): RNA-directed RNA polymerase activity
Source: RefSeq, a predicted model, not a curated record